UCUGAUCUCAAUGCUUCUCCAACGACUUGGAAAUCGGAGCAAUAAGGGCUCGAUCGAUCAUUCUAGCUCUUGCAUCCUCGUCCCAGCCUGGCAUCCUCGCUCAGCCCAACCUUUCCCCUCGCCGCCUUCGCCUUGUACUGCUCGUACCAACUGUGGAUGGGUGCCGCCUCCGCGCCCCGGGACUCGGCUGCCCUGGCGGGUGCGCAUGGAUAGUACCUCACUGUCUCUCUACUGCACCAGGAGUGAAGGACAAAACUCUUCUGCCUCUGGUGGAGGCCCUGAAUGCCCUCUUCCCACUGCCCACUGCCACUGUCUCGAAUUUGCCCCCCGACUCGCCAUCGGCCUUCAGCCUUAAUAAUAAGAUUCCUCCUGUUAAGUAUCCUUCCAAGACGGGUUUUCCGGUUUGUGGCUUGUUUACUCUUCUUGUUUUUUCAACUUGACUUGACUCCUGAGCUCUUCAGGCUCAGCUUGAACUCCUCACCAACCCCGAUCCCGUUUUCUCGCCCAGACCUCCUCUGCCCCUUCAGCUCCGUGGAACGGUAGUAAGCAGUCGCUUCUCAUACUUCCAGCUUCUUCACACCCAUCGGCUUCAGUGCCACCUCGGUGCCACCCUGGUCUGUUCAUAUAUCGACCGUUGGAAUACCUGACUCCACCGCUUGCUCUCUCUUCUUUCCAACACAUUUUAGCCCUUGAAGCUGUAUUAUCUUUCUGUUAUUUCUGCACCGCAUAGGCUUCCUGGCUUCACCACACGACACUCGAAGAGGCAACUUUUUUACUUGACCGGCAUUCCGUAUCAACACCUCACGCGAACGCGCCUCCGAGCCACUGACUCCAGUAAUUCGCACAACGAUCUGAAUUCACAAUCAAGCAACGAACUACAAGAAGUACUAAAUCACAAAGUAUUGCAUUAUUGCAAACCUGGUUCAAAACACACUGGGGCACCGACGAGGAUUGGCACCUCGAACGAUUUCUCUAGUGAAUAAAUCAAGCUUCCAGGAGCUUCCUCGUUGGACCAAAGAUCACCAUUGAACGACUGCGACUCUUUUUCGGGUGGAUGCAACCUUUGUUUGUGGCCCGGCUUGACUGUGGAGAUAAGUUCUGAUUCGCGCCAACUCAACACCACCCACGCACAUACAACGACGCUAUUCGGAAAACUAUCAAUCAACGUCUUGUUGAAUCGGAGAAAUUUUGGGAGAUUUGGCAGAGGAACACAUAAGAAGGCUCCAAUUGCCUUGAAGUAGUUUUUGGAAACGGUGAGUGUCCCAGAAACACCCGGUAUAUUCCCCUCCUGAGACAGUGUAACCUGCGUCUCAUCAUCUUUCGUCAUUUGGCGAUGAAGCCUCGAUCGAUCGAUCGGUCCUCACCCCACAGCCAAUAGGAGCUCGUCUCUGUCGUUUGUGAGAACCUUCAUUGCUCAUACCCUCCAUCAUCCCGCUGCUUCGUAAACCUAUGGAUUGUGCUAAUGAUUCCCCUGACGUUCAGGCUCUCAGCCCACUGCAAGGUGCUUCCAGGCCCUACGUCACGGAUCGUCGGACCCUUAGGUCUAUACCAGGACCCUUCUCGGCGACUAUUUUCACGACAUGCUUGCUGCUUCACAGUUCAGGAAAUGCUAAACCAUCCAUCAAUUUUAUGAAAGACAAUGCCACUUAACGAAACCACUUACCACGGAACGCAACCUCCGCCGUCUUCGUCCAAGACUGGCCAUCCUCUCCCUCGGCGUACCUCUCCCGCGAACUCUGUCACCCUGCGCCAUCACCGGCUAGCACAAGAUGCAUCAAUCAAGGCCGGCCAGGGCUCAGGGCCUACUGUCAAGACAACUAAGACAGGAUCACCUCGACGAAACUCAUCAGGCGAUAGUCAUGAGACAGGCCAGAGCGAUCCCAAUACAUGGUUUGACCAGUCAAAUCAAAACCCAACGGCAACUUUCGACAGCAACGUCAUGGAAGUUGACCCCCCUUUCUUUCAAAAAGAGUCCGAUUCUUCGAAUGAAGAGAAAAUUCACUACAAUCACCAACUUGCCCCCCCUAAGCUCACCGCGGGACACAGCAGCAGUGCAGACGAUUACAGAAGCGUUAUCGAUGAUCUCACGGUAGAGAUACAGAAGCUGAGGGAAGAGCUUAAGCGAUAUAAGAACACCGGUCCCGAUAUGCUCCGAAAGGAGAAGCUGUUCGAAAUAAAGGUCCAUGGACUGCCGAAAAAGAAGAAAAGAGAGUUGGAGGCGACGCUCCGAGAUUUCGCUGCAAGUCUUGAGGGGUCCCCUAACGCGUCCUCGACACAGAACAUAAAGAAGUCUCGACACGCUACUCGCGAAAAGAUGUAUUCUGGAUCUGGAUCGAAACAUGCCUCAUCUUCUUCAGGGUCAAAUUUUCGCCCUGCCGACUCUGCAUACGCCUCUAUGUCAACCGGCGCCAAUUCGGGAACGUCUUUGAGCCGUCCUAGCAUGGGCUCCCAGGCCAAGUCGUCUGAGGCAGUUGAAAGUUACCUCCGUGAUAUCCCCGAAGGGUUAUACCCGAGACACAUGAUUAUGACGGAGAAAGAGAGAAAGAAGCUUGUUGUUCGCCGACUUGAACAAUUAUUCACAGGAAAGAUCCGUGGGCGCCAUGUGGUGAAGAAGCAGCCCGUGUUGCCGAGUGGAAGUUCUGCAGCUCUAGCACCAGUUGUCGCGGAGACACAGCCCACUAUGUCAAACACAUCAAAUUCUAUUCACGAACCACCAGCAUUACAGACCAGCGGUAAAGAACCCACGAGAGAAGCUCGAAUUCUUCCCCUUGAGCAGCAAUCUGGUCACUCCGGCAAAAAGAGUCGAUCUGCUGACAAUGCCUCUGCCUCCAAUUCCAAUGGCGACAAUACCGAGUCCGGUGGUAAUGGCAACAGUACAGGGUCAGGCACAAACACUUCUCCUAUGACGACCUUGCCCGAGCAACGGCCCACACGACCUCGUGAUUUGGACCCUGACCGUGCCCAGGUUCCAGCCGAGAACAUGGAUUAUAUUCGCCAUCUGGGCUUGGUACCUCCGGAGCUACUAGUUGAACAACAUAGCGAGGAUGUGCACCCUGAUGCUGAGGGAUGGGUUUAUCUGAAUUUGUUGUGCAAUUUGGCUCAACUUCAUAUGAUCAAUGUGACGCCCGACUUUGUCCGUUCAGCUGUUUCGGGAAUAAGCACAAAAUUUCAGCUGUCGCCCGAUGGCCGAAAGAUUCGAUGGCGAGGCGGAACAGAGGGAACAAGAUUCAGCAGCGACAGCUCUGGAUAUAACUCCCAAAAGAGUCCAUCUACAGACGACACCGAAGAUGGAAUGGAAAAGAAGCGCAAGCGUCAGAAAACUGAGCGUUCCACAGAGAACGAGUUCCAGUCUGGAAGCUCAAGCAAGAAUGGCUUGAAGUUUGACCCGCAGCUUUGUGCUCCAUCCGAAAGCUUCCAUUACAAGCCCUUGUUCGCUCAGCAGGAUUCAUCGGGUGGUCAGACAUCACUCGAUGAAACCGUUUCUUCCUUUGGCCCCCCAGAGGAAAGCAAUAUUGGUGAAUCGAGAUGGGGGCUGAGUGGCUCAGGAGCCUCCAGUCGCAGAAAGCGCCGCCAUGAUGGUGCCAUUAUCUACUAUAGCGGUGCCCCAUUUUGCACGGAUCUAUCUGGAGAUCCCGGAGAUAUGUCGCCAACGACGCAGAUGCGCGCUUCUGGUCAGACUCAGACAGAUCAAGAUAACUUCAAGAUCCCUCCAUCACCUCUCCGACGAACAGAUUCUGGUUCGUUCAUCAACUAUCGACCGUUGACCGAUCGUGGGCCCUUGUCUAGUCAGCAAAGUACAGCGAUGGAUGUCGAUAGUGAAGAUCCACCAAGCCUGACCGACGAUGCCGACGAUGUAAGCGAGGUCGAUCUGGACUUCACGUGGUCUGAUAAUGCGCAGUACAUGCAGCACUUCCCCCUUGAGCCUUGCGGCUUAGGAGGAGUUUUACCUGAAGACCAUUUCAUGGUUGUUGUUUCAACCAAGCGACCUAAGCAAGAUGAUUUGUCUGCGUUACCGCAAGUUGGUGGUAGAAGGUUUAAUGAAAACACGGAUGGUAUCAUUCGGAGAUUGGCGACUAUGUCAACGUCCUCACCGGACUUGGGAGCUUCAAAAUCGCUUCCUGCUACGCAUUCUCUUCCCAUUGAGAUUGAAUACAUGUCAGGCCGUAUCAAGCGGCUGACACCAGUUUCGCUGCCUCCCCCUGCAAUCUUCUUUCCGCCGUUCAGCCCUUCUGAGUCUACAGCCGAUGACGAUUAUGAUGAUUCGGACGAUGUCGACAUGUCUUCGUCCUUAAGAGAACUUAUUGGCCAACGAACAGUGCAACGCCAUUCAGAUGGAUAUCCUGAUGGCGUUGAUCUUAGCAGUGGCGACGAAGAAGGUGAUGAACCUGAUGAUUCGCCGAAUCAGAAUAUUUAUGACAUCAAUCGAGACCCAAAGGCGUUGCCAAAUCGGCCCCGACAAGCCGCACGCCGUACCAGUAGCGCUGCUGCGGCUGCUGGCACUGCUCGGGGCGCAAGCAAGAGUAAUAGCGCCAACCCGGCGCUUUCACAUGAGAGUUCUGUUGAUACUGCUGGAGCGAUCGAAAGUGGUUACAGCAGUAGCGAGGAAAGCGCUUAAUCUUCACCUGUUACUUCAGCCUACUUAUUACAUUUCAUAUUUCACGACUUGAUUAGGAGUUACGGAUUUCACGAAUACGGAAGGCCAAAAAAAGAUUUGUUGUACAGUCUUGUGUGAUCUUCUUGACCUUCAGUCUCUGCUUUCACGGGAAGGUUGCAUAAUUUUGCAUUUAGCUUGGCGUUUAUGAGGAUGGAUAAUGAUUCCCUGGAUAAUCUUUGUUACGAGAUGAAGGGUUGCGCAAAACGGCGUGGGCCUAGGUAUGGAUUAUUUUCUGGAUUCAACAAGGAUGAAUCACUAGGGAACUUAGUGGCACAUUGAGAUACCAAAUUUAUUGUUGAAACACUAUUCUGUUGUCUUGAUACCCGUUGCACGCUACUUCUUAUGAACGCGGAUUGAUUUCAGCCGGGCGCCGGUACUGACAGCGCGCCUUGACUUGUGA
Molecule: messenger RNA, 5054 nt
Organism: Fusarium odoratissimum NRRL 54006
Lineage: Eukaryota; Fungi; Ascomycota; Sordariomycetes; Hypocreales; Nectriaceae
Exons: 2
Coding region: 1640-4615 (991 amino acids)
Biological process (GO): circadian rhythm; regulation of DNA-templated transcription
Cellular component (GO): nucleus; cytoplasm
Source: RefSeq, a predicted model, not a curated record